AUGGAGGGGAGAGAGAGUUUUGGUGUUGUGGUGGGUGAUGAAGCUCCAGAGAGCUUCCAUGUGGCUCCUAGAAUAAUUGAGAACAAUUUGGAUUUUUCAAGAGCCGCCAUGCCGGUGCCGUCGCCGGUGACGGAGGGUAAAAAGAAGAGAGGGAGGCCGAGGAAGUAUGGGCCGGACGGGAAGGUGGCGUUGGGGGCGGUUACGGCUUUAUCGCCGAUGCCUAUUUCAUCGUCGAUUCCGUUGACCGGCGAGUUUUCCGCUUGGAAGCGAGGUAGAGGAAGGCCUGUUGAAUCUAUUAAAAAGUCAUCGUUCAAGUUUGAGGUUGAAAGCCCUGGACCAGGUGAUGGAAUAGCAUACUCAGUUGGUGCCAAUUUCACACCACAUGUGCUCACAGUAAAUGCUGGCGAGGAUGUCACAAUGAAAAUUAUGUCCUUCUCACAACAAGGAUCACGCGCUAUAUGCAUUCUCUCUGCAACUGGGACAAUUUCAAAUGUUACACUUCGUCAACCAUCUUCUUGUGGGGGUACUUUAACAUAUGAGGGACGGUUUGAAAUUCUUUCCUUGUCUGGUUCCUUUAUGCCAACUGACAAUGGAGUUACUAGAAGCAGAUCUGGUGGAAUGAGUGUCUCUUUGGCCGGUCCAGAUGGUAGAGUAAUGGGGGGUGGACUUGCUGGUUUGUUGGUAGCUGCUGGCCCUGUUCAGGUUGUGGUGGGCAGUUUUCUUCCUGGUCACCAGUUGGAGCAAAAAAAUAAGAAGCAAAGGGCGGAGCAGAUAUCAACUAUUACCACUUCACCUGUUACUCUCAUCUCUAGUGAGGAACUAAAAGUCAGUUUUGGUGGAGUAAAGCCUAUUAUGACACCUGCAGCUUUUCAAGAAGAGAAUAUUGUUUCUUUUAACAAUGGUCAAGACUCUAGGAACUCAUCUCCUGAUGACAAAGAUCCUAUACCUGAAAAGGAGUCUAAUUUAAGCCAAUCAAACGCUGAGGCUGCAUGCUAA
Sphenostylis stenocarpa is the source of this 996-nucleotide messenger RNA. The record is from the annotation of a GenBank genome assembly. Lineage: Eukaryota; Viridiplantae; Streptophyta; Magnoliopsida; Fabales; Fabaceae.